Perkinsus marinus ATCC 50983 is the source of this 438-nucleotide messenger RNA. RefSeq lists its product as hypothetical. Bases 1 to 438 code for a protein of 145 amino acids. NCBI's taxonomy places the organism in Eukaryota, Perkinsozoa, Perkinsida, Perkinsidae. The record is from RefSeq and is a predicted model, not a curated record. The transcript is spliced from 2 exons.
AUGACAGUCGCUGAGUCCUCGGAGGAGCUCGAACAUGAUACUGGAACCGAGAAGGACUCAGUGACUAAUACUUCUUUGUCUCCGGAAGUGAUUGCUGUUAGAGACUUGAUUAUUUCAUGGCUUACGAUGGUGCCUGUUGGUAUUAAUGUUCUGAACGUUGCGGUUGAAACCCUCAGGGCUGUUGCCCCCGAUGAUUCUAAGGAGACCUUUGGUGAAGGGGUUGAUGCUGCUUCAUUGGUGACUAACGUGCACGAAGGUAAGGUUGCAACUGUCAUCAAGAUGUUGUAUGAGUAUGGCCGAACAGAAGAUCGUAAAUUCCAAGCUGCACCACGAUGGGUCACCUCGAUUAUGUCCAAGAAGACUAAGCCUGUGACGGUAUCACCAAUGUAUGAGGAGCUUACAGAAGGGAAGGCCGAUCCCCACCUCGACAGUUACUAA